GAGAUAGAUAGAGGUGGGGAAGCAGCAUAACAGGUGCAGUGAGGAGGGUGGAAAGGAAGAAGGAAGCAUGUUUUCAAUUGUAAGGAGAAGCAAAGCAAUCCCGUUAUUCUUGUUCUUCCAAAGUGGGCACAGCCCUUCUCCCUGUUUGGGAUUAUCGAAAACCCUGAAUAACGGGGUUGAGCAGCAACAGCGGCGACACAAGUGGGAUGACGGAUACGAUCACAUUAGAGGGGAAGUGAACUGUCCCCGUUGCUCCGACAACAUGUCCCUCACAUUCUCCAACAGACCAUUGUCCAUUUCGGGAGCCCAGCAUGGUCUCUACCAGGCCCUCAACAUCUGCCCCUCUUGCAAAUCCGCCUUCUACUUCAGGCCCCACAAGCUCUUUCCUCUCCACGGCUCCUUCGUCGAGAUUCCCAGGCCCAGGCCCAGGCCCAGGCCCAGGCCCAGGCCCAGGCCCGCCCUCAAACACCAUCCACCCACUCCCACUCCCAAACACAUAUUCGACGCCCUCAACCACUUCGUCGUUGGUCAGCACCACGCGAAAAAGGUGCUCUCGGUGGCUGUUUACAACCACUAUACCAGGAUACGCCUCAACCAACAUACUAACACAAGUGAAGACGACGUUGAGGCGGAGAAAAGUAACAUCUUGCUCCUUGGUCCUACAGGCUCAGGCAAGACUUUACUCGCAAAAACACUCGCCCGUAUCGUCAAUGUUCCAUUUGCAAUUGCCGAUGCAACAAGCUUGACACAGGCAGGUUAUGUAGGAGAAGACGUGGAGUCAAUUUUAUACAAGCUUCUUGUGGAAGCUGAUUUCAAUGUGCAAGUAGCUCAGCAUGGGAUCGUCUACAUUGAUGAAGUCGAUAAGAUUACUAAGAAGGCUGAGAGUUUGAACAUUGGAAGAGAUGUAUCCGGGGAGGGUGUUCAGCAGGCCUUACUGAAAAUGCUGGAAAGCACUGUAGUGAGUGUACCUGAUAAAGGAGCUCCCGGGCAUCAUUCUGGUGAUAGCGUUCUGAUAGAUACGAAAAAUAUUCUUUUUAUAUGUGGAGGGGCCUUUGUGAAUUUGGAGAAGACCAUCUCUGAAAGGAGGCAAGAUUCAUCAAUUGGCUUUGGAGUACCAGUUCGUGCAAAUAUGAGGGCCUGUGGAUACAAUGAUGCUAUAGUUACAUCAUCACUUCUAGAGAAUGUAGAAAGUGGUGAUCUAAUUGCUUAUGGCCUUAUACCUGAAUUUGUGGGGCGUUUUCCAAUUUUAGCUGGUUUGUGUGCUUUGAAUGAAGACCAACUUUUCCAGGUCCUUGUUGAACCUAAAAAUGCCCUUGUUAAACAGUACAAGAAGAUGUUCAGAAUGAACAAUGUCAAUUUACAUUUCACCGACAAUGCUUUGAGAUUGAUUGCCAAAAAAGCUAUGGCAAAGAACACUGGCGCCCGGGGUUUACGAGCCUUGAUAGAAGAUGUUCUUACUGAAGCGAUGUUCGAGAUUCCAGACAUGGCCAACAUUGAUAAAAUUAAAGAGGUCUUGGUUGAUGAAGAGGCCGUUGGAUCAGUGAAUGGCCCUGGCAGUGGAGCAAAAAUCUUGUACAGAGAUGAUGUCGAAUUGGACGGUCCAGCAAGAACCACAUGUUUGUAAACAGUGAAUAUAUUAGUGUACAUACCCAUACCCUCAUCGCUGUGAGAGGCUCUUCAUAUGAACCAAACUGUUAAUAAUGUAUAGCCAAUAAGCAUUGUAUAAUGUUAAAUUUUUCAUGUUGUUAUAACAAUUUCUCUAAUUUAGUCUCCUUGAACUCGAAACAAGUGAGAAGAAAAUUAAUUGCAAGAACUGAAAGACAAGAAUAGGGAGCAUUGGGAGAUCAGCCGCGUGGACGAAACAAGAUCUGGCAUUAGGCGACAGUUUAGGGCGCUUGCCUUUCAUAGUCUUGAUUCGGCCCAACUGGUUCAGCUAAGAAAUAGCAAUAAAUUAUUAAAUAUCUGAAUUUUUGUGAAGACUUGAUUAACAUCCGUGUGCACUUUCUUUCUCCUGAAUCUUGAGUUCGCAGCGAGUCU
Abrus precatorius (Indian licorice) is the source of this 2037-nucleotide messenger RNA. RefSeq names its product CLP protease regulatory subunit CLPX2, mitochondrial. Gene Ontology annotation, biological process: proteolysis; protein catabolic process; protein folding. Gene Ontology annotation, cellular component: mitochondrial matrix. The transcript has 13 exons. The record is from RefSeq and is a predicted model, not a curated record. Lineage: Eukaryota; Viridiplantae; Streptophyta; Magnoliopsida; Fabales; Fabaceae. Gene Ontology annotation, molecular function: ATP-dependent protein folding chaperone; ATP binding; ATP hydrolysis activity. Bases 68 to 1624 code for a protein of 518 amino acids.